AACCAGGAGCAGAUCCCAUAACACGCUGGAAAGGAAAGAACAUCAUUAUGUGAUUUUUUAAGAAUGAUUUCUUGUUCUUCUGAUUGAAAAUAAUCCAACCUCUGAGUUUAUAAACUGAUAAACACGGUGGGCAUUCCUUACUCACAUCACACCAACAGCAGCAUCGAGGGGAGGCUUGAAUUACAUCAUUUCAUCACCUACGACAGCAUAAAAACACUUCAUCAGUCAUCAGACCUGAUCAGGCGAGGGCUUCAGGCAUCAUGGGCAGGACCACCAUCCUCUGGUUUCUCCUCCUUCUCUCUCUCUCUGUUCCGAGUGUCUCCAGCAUCAAGACCCUGAAUUCAAUUAGGGAACUAGCGGACAACAACAUUCAGUUUGGCAAGACAUUCGCCGGACAUGGCUUAAAGCUGCUUUACUGGCUGGCUCAUAACAUAUCGAUCGAUCAGAAUGAUGUCAUUGACCUCGGAUAUAUUAACCCAUCUCAGGGUCAUUAUGGCUUCCAUUACUUCGGGAAUAGGGAUCAACAGGGGCUUUAUAUAUUUCCCCAAGCCAAUAAUAUCCACUAUUACGCUCUCGGAAACCUCAAUGGCAACAUUCACCCUGGCAGCAAUACUUUGCCUAGCUACGUCACAGAGGACUUCACCAACACCAGAUGGGAUACUACACACAGGAACGAUGAAAGAAUUAUUGUCCAGAGCUACAGGUACAACCCGAGAAGAGUAAGGAGAGUUUACGCCAGCCUUCAUUACGAUCCAGACCGCACCUGGGAGAUCAGCCCCCAGCUGCUGAGGGAAAUUCGGAACAUCCCAACACUGGGGGCGUUCCUCAGACAGGUUGACUAUGACUUCAACAGCAGAAACAACUUCUAUGGAAAAAUCUUCCAUUGCACCCAGAGUCAUGACCUGCGUCGGCGGCGGUCGCUUCCUGAGUGUGACACAAGCGAGGGCCUGGCACUGGACAUGAAGCCUGUUUACAGCAACGCUAAUGCCAGGAUCACUUGGAGUGGCAUUCCCAAAACCAUUCUUACCAGUAACCUGUUCCUGAAUGUCUACGCCAACAUGGACAGCUCUACGGCACUGGAGAGCUACGAUGUGGGUUGGCAGAAGUCUGGAUCCAGAGACACCAGCGUGCUUCUGCAUCCCGGGCUGCAGGUCCGACUGAUGAAAAAAACAGGGGUGUGGCCCUGGGCCCAGUUCACACAGAUCUGGGCCGGGCCUGAAUUUGAUGAGGGUAACAGGAAGUUGCCAACUGACGUGCCUGGAUACGAUACCAGUCUGCUGCUGUUUGUUAAACAAGGCAAAGCCUGCGUCCGCCUCUACAUCAAGAAGAGCUUCACUGAUUGGAAGAAUACAUUUAAGUAUUCAUGGGUGGGGUUCUACCUGACUAGAGAUAUAGGGCACAGCAUCUAUGUGGCAUGGCAAUGGGCCACCAAGUUCUAUGAGAACCAAAACAAACACACAGAUGAAUACCUGGCAUACGAGUAUGACUUUGGAUUGGACAUCCACCGUGCCGAACAGGUUCGCUUCUUCCUUGAAAAGGCCCCCUCCAGUGUGCGAGCUCAGGCGGUGCCCUGGGGGCAGGAGGCCGUUGAGAAGAUUCAGCACAACGUGAGAGGUUAUGAAGCCCGUCUGCAACCGAUUGCGAUCGGAGGCAAGGUCUGGGCCCGUCUCUACAUCAAAAAGAGCUUCACUGACUGGAAGGAUCAAUUCGAAUAUGCAUGGGUGGGGUUCUACAGCAGUAACUCUGCCCUGAGCUACAGCUAUGACACUUGGCAAUCGGUGAUCAAGUUUAAUAGAAAUGAGGACCAAGACACAGAGGAGUACAUGGCUUAUGAUUAUAACUCUAACAUGGACGUCAGACAAGGGAUGGAGACUCGCUUUCUCAUGACUAAGGGCUACGACCAAGAGAAAUGCCGAGCAAGACUCUGAGGGUCUCUGGGGACCAGCGUGCUGUUGGUGUUGGUGUGCUAACGUGCUGUUGAGAUGUCCCACUCGGAAACACCCAGAACCAGACAUACUGAUGCGGUGUCCUGGGCUGUUAAGCACUCUGCAGGUCUCAGCUUCCUUACAUCCUUGCUUCCUUGCAUGCUUGCUUCCUUGCUUCCUCGCAUCCUUGCUUCCUUCUGAGAGCACAUGUGUGUCACGGGCUCCAGAAUCACAUUUAUCUGUUUGAAUUCUGCACAAGCUUAGUGACAAUAAUAUGGAAGUAGUACGCAUGUCAUAUUUGUACUUUACCCUAAUCAGAUCCCUAUCAAAUAAAUAUACUGUGGAAAGUAAAAAGUAAUAUUUGAUUGUGUUGAAAUAUGUGCAGAAAAAGAUACUGAACUAAAUACUACCAAAUAAAUCUAACA
Molecule: messenger RNA, 2350 nt
Organism: Hypomesus transpacificus
Lineage: Eukaryota; Metazoa; Chordata; Actinopteri; Osmeriformes; Osmeridae
Exons: 2
Coding region: 261-1928 (555 amino acids)
Source: RefSeq, a predicted model, not a curated record